This is a messenger RNA of Fomitopsis serialis, 2445 nucleotides long. RefSeq lists its product as uncharacterized. The transcript has 2 exons. Lineage: Eukaryota; Fungi; Basidiomycota; Agaricomycetes; Polyporales; Fomitopsidaceae. The record is from RefSeq and is a predicted model, not a curated record. The annotation marks the transcript as partial.
CCUCCAGGCGAAACGACUCGGCGCGUCCAGUUCCAGGAACCUCCGUCAAUCAGUCAAACCGGUCUACCAGACGUAAGCGCAUCCUUCGCCUUCCCGUCUCAACCGUUUUCGGCUCCGACCUCCAAGGAAGAGCGACGAUCCUCUGGCCCUCACCCCCGAGGCCAUUCUCGCGCUUUGCCCGACUCGUCCGCCGCUCAAGCCGUACGCGACGCCGUGUACCCGAACGGAGCGCCGCCGUCCGUAGCUCAACCGUCCCAAGCUAUUCCUUCAGCGUCCACGAACGCCGGCAUCUAUCAAGGAUACAGGGACCUUCCUCCUCAUCUCGCUCAACCUAACGUCGCUCCGCAAGCCUUUAAAGGGCCGAACGGUGAUCAUUACUAUGUCUAUCAACCCAACUCUGCCGGUUAUGCGACGUACGGAGGGAACCGCCCUCCUACGUCCCAUCUUCCGAAUCCUAACCCCUCUUCGCAAGGCCCCGGGAGCCCUGGUCCUCCCUCCAAUCACUCGCCUGGCUACCCCGGAGACGCGAACCCGGGCGGUGGCCCGCCAUUCGGAGGACUCCGGGCGGCGGAGGCGGCGACGGUGGAGGUGGCGGCGGUGGCGGUGGACCCGAUUACGACCCGUCCCCCUCCCGACGGAGGCUACUCCUACGGGUUCCUCCCCGGCAACCAGCCCACCAUCAUCAUACACCACUCUCCAGCCCCUCGCGAGCUAGGCGUACGCCUCGACCAGAAGAUUUCGCGCGACUCCAUACCGGAGUGGGACGGCCGGCUCCCUACUAUCUUGGUCUACCUCCAUAAGAUGAACAAUCUUGCCAAUAAGAAUGAAUACGUCGCCCGGGACCUAGGAGCCGCCGCUCCCGACCGCUUCACGGGUCGAGCUGAGAGCUGGUGGCAAAUGCUCGGCUUACAACAUCAACGACUUUAUUCCUCCAGCUGGUGGGCUCUGUACCAGGGUAUCAAGAUCCAAUUCUUUACCCACAAGUUCCUCAUGGCGCUCCGGACUCAUUACGACGGCCAACGAUUCCGCCAAGAAGGACAUGAGAAGGAGUCCCCAUUAAGCUUCAUUGAUCGACGCAUUCUCUAUCAUCGACACCUUACCCGCAUAGAGGAGACUCCUGAAGACGAGAUCGCCGCCAUAAUGCAGAACACUCCGCCAGCCUGGUCGACAGUUCUAUCCAUUGAUUCCAUAUUCACUAUCGCCGCCCUGAUGGCUAAAGUAGCUGACAAAACGGACGAGCUCAUAGCCUUCGCCGGCCUAGGUCUCGCGCGUUCCUCGCAGUACGAACAAGUUCUUCGACUACCGUCCUCCAAGACCGACUCACGUUUCGCGAGCAAGUCCAAGCGUGUACACGCAGCGGACGGCUUAGGAGGGGGCUUCGAUUUCGACGACGAGGGCGACCUCUCCGAGAACCAGACGAUUCCCAAUGGGCCCGGCGAGAGCGAUGUGGCCGCUCCGCUAACUCAUUCCCGAGACGUCGCUUCCGCCGCCUCUCAAGGCUCGUCCUCGAAUCCACGUCGAGGAGCUGGGCGGAAACCGCCUCGGGGUGGUCACCGCUUCCAGCGGGACGACUCCGUAAAAAGCAAACGUCCGCCACCUGGAGACUGCCGCGUGUGUAGUAGUCCAUUUCAUUGGGACAGGGACUGUCCUCACUGGAAUGAGUACGACGUCGGUCGCGGAGCCCUUCUCAUCGGCGCUGAAUACGACUGCGAUGAACAGGAGAACGAAGAAUACGAACAGGCUUUCGUAGCUUACAUCUGUAGUAGCUUGAACAAUACGAAACUUUCGAGCGCGUUGUGGGCGGACAUACGCCAGGCGGAAGGCCUCUACUUGAAAGCUACGGUAGCUUCUCGACGUCGUACGUAUCCCGUAUCCGUUGACGAGAUGGAAGAAGCCUCGUCUCCUCCAUCUGGAUCUCUCUCCCCGGAUCUUCCCUACCUCAUGGAAGCAGUGCACCCUAGUCCGUCCGAAGCUACCGACAAGCUAACCAACCUUAUGGCUGAAGCCCUAGCGGUCGACGGCUCAUGCCACGCCUACGUAGCUCGAGAGGCUUUUUCUGGCGCCUCGACGACUGAGAGCGGAACCGCCGCUCCUGUCGAUCCUGGGCCCGACCCCUCUAACAACCCGAAGGUUGUGACGCUUAGUCGAGUACGCGAUCCGCCAGCCGGGCACUCCACUGUAGGAGUCGCAGCUCUAUCAUUCCAACUGCGGUUCGGCAGCCUCUCACACGACCCGGUUCAAUGUCGCGCGGAUUCGGGUGCAGACAUCUCGUUAGUCUCCCAGGAGUACCUGGACUCGCUGCCCCUCGCAACACGCUGUGGGGCAGGCCCACAUGGGAACAGCGGUACGAGCCCGGAACGACACACGCACUCAGGCCCGGGCAAUGCGGAGCGAAGCGACAUCCAUUGGCGGAAGGACGACUCGGCGGAAGGACAACCAAUAUAA